This is a messenger RNA of Microthlaspi erraticum, 1740 nucleotides long. NCBI's taxonomy places the organism in Eukaryota, Viridiplantae, Streptophyta, Magnoliopsida, Brassicales, Brassicaceae. The record is from the annotation of a GenBank genome assembly.
AUGACCAAGACUGUUGAUGAAGCUAAGGUUCUUAUUGAGAAUCUUGCAGCUAGUGAUUGUAACAACUGUCCUGAUUAUGACCGCUCAAGCCGCACCACUACUAGCUCCCCUGAUUCUUUUCAAAUGACUGAACUCAAGAACAUGAUGGCUCAAGUUCUUAAGGGACAGCUCAAGCAUAUCAAUGCAAUAGAAGGGAUGAGUGAUGCUAAUGAAGAUUCAUCAAGAGAAUGCAUGGGAGAUUUCUCUAAUGAUGCCAAUGAAGAAGAUGUGAACUACAUUGGAAACUAUGGGAACAAGGGAUACAAUCCAAGCUAUCGCCCAAAUCCCAACAUGUCUUAUAGAAACCCCAAUGUGGAGAAUCCUCAAGACCAAGUGUAUCCUCCAAGGUAUCCACAACAACAAAGACCUCCUUACCAAUCUCAAGGAAGUCAAUUUCAGCCAAGGCAAGGAUAUGAGCAGAGAUCAUCAUAUCCGCCCAAGGAGCCAUAUGCUUCUUCACCAAAUCAAGCUCCUCCAAACCAACAAGGUGGGAGAUUUGAAGGAAUCCUCCAACAGAUCAUGGAUGGCCAGAAGAGAAACACUAAAGAGAUGUAUGAGAAGAUGGACACUUUGUUCAGCAAUCUCAACACCAAGUAUGAUGCUGUUGCCACUCAUGUGAAGAAACUAGAGACUCAAGUCACUCAAACUAUGGAAGCUGUUAAGAGACAGGAAGCUGAAUCCAAGAAGUCCUUUUGCAACUCAGCCGCCAUAGAAGAAAGAUUUGAAGACCAAGUUCCAGAAUGGAUGCUUUCAAAACCUACUGUUGAUUGCAUGAUUUGGCCUGAAGAGAAUUACCCAGAGAGAGAGUCCAAUCGAGCUAGAAAGAGAAGACUCUUCCCAAAGAUUAUCCCCAAGACAGAUAACUCAGGAAAGUUUGCUGUGCCUUGUAUCAUCAAAGGUAACAUUCUUGAGCAAUCUUUGUGUGACACAGGAGCCAAUGUGAACAUCAUGUCUAAGAGGAUAGCUGACAAGAUAGGCCUCACCAAGAUAGAGCCAUCAUCCAUCUCCAUCAACUAUGCUGAUUCAUUCUCACAAACACCCUAUGGCUUUGUGCCUAAUGUGAUGGUGCAGAUUGGAAAUUGCUCUAUCCCUACUGAUUUCCAGAUUGUGGAAAUGAGAGAGAGUAGCCAUAGACCUCUCAUAUUUGGAACCCCUUUCCUGUCUACUGUGGGUGCCAUAUUUGAUUUCCCCAAUCAAAGAAUCUCUUUCAACAAGGUGAACAAGGGUAUGUUCUUCCCUAUGUGUUCAACAAAGAACUCUUUUGUUGACAUGGUCCAAGAGGAGAAAGCUACUUUGAAGCCACCCCAAGAAGGAGAAACUGAAGAAACAAUCAAGGAAGAUCCCAUUCCUAAGCCCAAGCAGCUUGCCAAACAAGCAAGGAGUAAGACUAAGGCCCCUACACCAAAACCGCCCAAGGGAUCAACCAAGAUUGAAGAUGAGGCCAAGCCAAGAAGGAAGGUUAGAAAACCUAGGUCUGGCCGCAACAUGAAGCUUCUAUUCCCAGAGGAGCUUAUUGAUGAGAAUCUAGAAGGAUUCAAGGAGAGAGUGACAAGAACUCUAAAGCUUUUUCCUAAGGCAGUAGUGCCAAGGGACAUUCAUGGAGAGAUUGUCUAUCCAGCUGUGAAUCACCCACCAGAUACUCAUUGCAAGGAGAAAAGACUUGGAGGAUCAAGGAUGCCUCUUGUCUCCAUCUUCUCCUGA